Hypoxylon fragiforme is the source of this 1594-nucleotide messenger RNA. Its product is annotated as PI31 proteasome regulator N-terminal-domain-containing protein. The transcript has 2 exons. Lineage: Eukaryota; Fungi; Ascomycota; Sordariomycetes; Xylariales; Hypoxylaceae. Gene Ontology annotation, molecular function: endopeptidase inhibitor activity; proteasome binding. Bases 228 to 1367 code for a protein of 379 amino acids. Gene Ontology annotation, biological process: proteasome-mediated ubiquitin-dependent protein catabolic process. The record is from RefSeq and is a predicted model, not a curated record.
GGGCUGAAGGCAACAAAGAGAUGACAUAAAGUAAAGCAUAAAUGGAGUACAUAGUAACCUAGAACACGGCAAACAGGAUUCCAGUGUAUCUCAACAUCUCCACCUACUUAAUCCAUCCUAUCACCUGGGCACUUUAAUGCUCAAGAGCAUCAACAACCUGAAGUGUAUAUCAAAAACAUCAACAUUUAUCAUCAUUAACUACGAGUUAAGAAGCCAUCGUCGUCACUAUGUCGACUAACCCCCUGAGCUCGUCGGCCAUCCUUCAACAGAUGGCUGACGCCUUGCCCACUCAUCCCCAAGGCGAUACUACAUCUGACUUGAGCAGCUCCCAUGAAGCCAUAGCCCUGUUUACCCACGCUUGCAUGGCCUCGCUCGGCUUCCGAGUUAUUGGCUUUGACGAGGAUAAACUUGAAGAGGCGAAAUGCCAUGAGCUAGCCCCGCGACUCCCGGCAAAUUGGAAUGCAUCAUUCAACACAUAUGCAUUUGUCUAUGCGCAUCAGCAAUCAGCUCUUCGCUAUGUCAUCAGAACGGAUCGCUUGGGAGGCAAAGCAGAGAUUCGUGGACUUGGAAUCCAUGACGAACGUAUCACACGAGUGGAGGUCACUAUCAAAGAUUUUGUCUCUAACGCAGCUCUUCCCGUUAGAAUAACUGUUAACGACGAUGGAGAGGACCGCUCUAGCCUACCGCAAAAACUGCAAAAUGUCUUCAUCUCGCAAAGCCGCAUCGAGGAUUUAGCAAACCUUAUCAAGAUCAACAUAAUUCAAAAACUUUUGCCGUCCCUACAGAAGGAAGGCUAUGAAGAAUCACCCGAUGAUAGAGCUGCGCGCGAAGAUGCCGACGAGGCGGGUCGGAGACCUCCGAGACAGCCCGUUAUGCCGGACCCACUGCCCCAGCCAGCUCAGCCAUAUCCACUACAUGAUCCACUUAGCCCGCCUCCCCGUAACCCCUUGCCGGUUGGCGAUUUCCCACCCCCGGGAUUCGAAGACCCUUAUGACCUCAAUCGCCCGGUACGCGGGCCAUUGAAUCCCGGUUUCAGUCCUUUUGGCAAUGUCGGGGCUGAUGAUUUACACCCACCCGGAUUGGGUCCACAUGAUCCGCUACGUCCGGGGCUGGGUAUAGGUGGAGGACUGCCGCGUCUCGGUGGGGGUCAGGGCAUGCACCCUACUUUUGAUGAUCCUCUUUUCAGAGGUCCAGGUGGUGGCAGUGAGGAAUUCGAUCCUCGGGUACCACCAGGAGCUCGCUACGAUCCUUUGGGCCCGGGAGGACUUCCAAGAUUAGGAGGUCGUAGGCCAGGCGGCGGUGGAAACGGACCUUUUGGAGGCGGAUUUGGUGGUUAUGGUGGCUAUGGUGGAGGAGACAUCAUCUAAUACAUAGUACGAUACGGUGCGUAUGUACCUGGGUAGUUCCUGAAGGUACUUUUUGGGGUGCGAUUGGAUGAGGGUUAUAACAAUCCUCGGAAGGAGACUGUAAUACUUGAUUGUAUGAUUACGAUCCCUCACUAUCACUACUAGUAUCUUCCAAUAAAAGAGGGCUUUAAUGAAAACACUACUAUCCAGGGGGUUCGACUUUUGCAUGCAUCAUAUCAUUAGUAUAA